Orbicella faveolata is the source of this 3810-nucleotide messenger RNA. RefSeq lists its product as uncharacterized. Gene Ontology annotation, molecular function: calcium ion binding; protein binding. Gene Ontology annotation, biological process: cell-matrix adhesion. NCBI's taxonomy places the organism in Eukaryota, Metazoa, Cnidaria, Anthozoa, Scleractinia, Merulinidae. The record is from RefSeq and is a predicted model, not a curated record.
AUCAAUAUAAAAAUUACGCCAGUUAUUGGAAAUAGAUUGAAAAAAAUGACAAUUGGCGAAGCAGAUGUAAUAUUGAAGAGCCAGUUAACUAAAUCUGUUUUACCAGCAAGGACGACCAGGCAAACGUUUUUGCAAUUUUUGUACAUCAAUUUUACAGCUUGUGGACAGACCUUCAAUGGUACAACAAGUGAAAUCAAUGUAAUACCCUCAUACUAUUCGGGAAAUUGUGACUGGAAAAUCCAUUCACCGUUGGUGAACUCAAGCGUACUUCUGGUUGUUCAACGUUUCCAAAUGCAGUACUGCUGGUAUAGUUAUGUUACAACUCGCAACGGCCAAAGUAGGGACCUUUGCGGUCAAGAGGAACCAUUUGCAAUUCUCAUUCCAGGAGGCUAUGCCCAUGUCAGACUUUACGUGUACUAUUAUUAUUAUACGACAUUGAAGGCCUUGUACUUUGUGAUGAACAACACAGGCUUACAUGCUUCAUAUCAACGUGACUGGAAUGUCACAGUCGGCAAUAUCAGUUCUACAACAGUCAAUGUCAGUUGGUUGCCUUUGAAAACCAGCAACUUAAAUUCCACUGACGUAUAUGGUUAUGUAGCUGUUUGCAUACGCAGAGGUAGCAGUGACAUUCUUCCGUUGAGUGUAGAAAAUGCUUCAUCUUCAAAUACCGUGGUGCGCAAUCUGAAACCCUACAGCAAUUACGAAGUCAAGGUUGUUGCUCUCCUCAAUGAUCGAGUAACUAAAGUAACAACACUUAAAAGCAGCGAGAAAACUGACAUACGUACGAAAGAGGGCGUUCCUGGUUUUGUUCCAUGGGUGUAUGGAUACGAUCAUGGUUCCAACUCUCUCAAGAUUUACUGGUCUCCUAUACCUGAAGAAGAUACUCAUGGAGUUCUUCUUGACUACGUCGUGUAUUAUAGACGUUAUGGUUCCUACGAGAGCUUCACCACUGUCAAAGUGAACGCAAGUACCCGAGUAUUGAGGAUUACAGGUCUGUCGGAGGCCACGACUUAUGAAAUCAAAGUUGCAGGUCGUACAGCUGUUGGAGAGGGUCCUUUGAGUACCACAUAUGAGAGCACAGCUUGUGGAGGGAUCUUCAAUGGCACUGCAGGUGAAAUCAAUGCAACAAACACAUACUAUUUAGGAUAUUGUUAUUGGGAAAUCCAGUCACCGUUAGUGAACUCAAGUAUACUUCUAGUUGUUGAACAUUUCCAAUCGCGGUAUUGCAGGUAUGGUUCAGUUGUAACUGGUAACGGCCAACGUGGGUACUUUUGUGGUCAAAAGGAACCAUUUGCACUUCUGGUUUCGGGAAGCUAUGCCCUUGUCAGACUCAACAGUUAUUAUUAUUAUUAUUAUUAUUAUUAUUAUCGGACGUCAUUGAAGGCUUUCUAUGUUGUGAUGAACAAUGUUUCACAUGAACACAGCUGGGACGUCACAAUCAGCAAUAUAAGUCCUACAACGGUCGUUGUCAGCUGGUUACCUUUAAAUGGCAGCAGUUUAAAUUCCACUGACAUAUAUGGCUAUGUAGCUGUUUGCUUGCACAGUGUUAGCAGUGACGUUCUUCUGUUGAGUGUAGAAAAUGCUUCAUCUUCCAAUACCGUGGUGCGCAAUCUGAAAUCCUACAGGAACUACAAAGUCAAGGUCGUUGCUCUCCUCAAAGAUCGAGUGACUGGUGUAAUAACCUUGAAAGGCAGCGAGGAAACUGACUUUCGUACCAAAGAGGGCGUGCCCGCAGCAGCACCGCGGCUUAAUACCGUUGUGGCCUUGGACAAUCAGAGAGCUUUUGUAAGCUGGUUUACAUUACCACAAGAUGAGUUCGGGGCAUUAUUUCUUCGAGGUUACAGAGUGCAUUACUUAUCUUACAGAAACUAUCAAACUAGAAAUGUCACUGCGCGACCAGACCAGCUGCAGGUUGAAUUGACUGACUUAGAUCCAGACACUUGGUAUAGCAUAUGGAUAACGGCGUUUACAACUAUGGGAGAAGGUCCACGGUCGUAUAGCUAUUGGAUCAAAAGUUGGUGUGGAUGGUCAAUUUCUAAUCGGUCUGGCGAAAUUGUCUCUCCUGGGUUCCCUCACUACGUUGAAGCUAGUGAUUGUGCGUGGAGCUACUUUGCCCCUGACAACUACACGAUACUUCUGAUCACGUUCACAAGUUUUAAUUUACCUUCUUCGUGGAACUGCAGUCGUUUUUAUCUUGACAUCCAGAAAGGACAGGAAGUAGAUAGGAUAUGCGGCUCAAGGACGGGAUUAUCAAUUCUAUCGGGCGGUUCGUCCUUGUUGCUGCGUUACCACUCGGAUCGUUUUACAAAUAUGGUACCCGGCUUCCAAGCCAAAUAUUACAUGCUUAACGGCUCAUUAAGCAAAGCCCCUCAGUUAAAUGGUUGGAGCAUUACUGCUGAGAGCAUUACCUCAACAACAAUAUCAGUAGGGUGGUCCAGCGUGACACAUGCCAUAUCGGUUCAGGAUUUGUUUGUUUUCGUGGCUGUUUGUACUGCUACUGGAAUAAAUGACAGAUCGCGUCUAGCUACAGCUAUUGUGUCCUCUUCAAAUGUACUGGUGGGAACGCUUAAGCCUUAUACAGAGUAUCAGGUUCAAGUCGUGGCCUUGGUCAAAGGGCAGACCAAUCGUAGAAUUGCAAUGAGAAGCAGCAGUGUUGUUCUGCUUCGAACAAAGGAAGAUGUUCCUUCAAAACCUCCUGAUAAUAUAAAUGCUUACAGCACUAGUUCUACUAGUAUUGUUAUUACAUGGUCUCCCAUAAGUGAAAACGACGCAAUGGGAAAACUCUUGGGAUACCUGGUGCAGUAUAAGGAAGCCUGGACACCGGAAAUGCCCGCAGCAGCACCUUGGCUUAAAACCGUUGUGGCCUUGGACAAUCAGGGAGCUUCUGUAAGCUGGUUUAGAUUGUCACAAGACGACUUCGGGGCAUUAUUUCUUCGAGGUUACAGAGUGUAUUACUUAUCUCACAGAAACUAUCAAACUAGAAAUGUCACUGUGCGACCAGACCAGUUACAGGUUGAAUUGACUGACUUAGAUCCAGACACUUGGUAUAGCAUAUGGAUAGCCGCAUUUACAACUAUGGGAGAAGGUCCACGGUCGUAUGGCUAUUGGAUCAAAACUUUGUGUGGGCGGUCAAUUUCUAAACGGUCUGGCGAAAUUGUCUCUCCUGGGUUCCCUUACCACGUUGAAGCUAGUGACUGCGUAUGGAGUUACUCUGCUCCCGAGAACUACACGAUACUUCUGAUCACGUUCACAAGUUUCCAUUUACCUUCUUCGUGGAACUGCAGUCGUUUUUAUCUUGACAUCAAGAAAGGACAGCAAGUAGAUAGGAUAUGCGGCAAAAGGACGGGAUUAUCGAUUCUAUCGGAUGGUUCGUCCUUGUUGCUGCGUUACCACUCGGAUCGUUCUACAAAUAUGGCACCCGGCUUCCAAGCUCAAUAUUACAUGCUUAACGGCUCAUUAACCAAAGUUGUCCAAAGCUACCCAACCUAUGGUGUCGAUUUCAGAGAUUACGUCCGUGGCAACUUCAAGGACUUCAACGUCGUUGAUUUUACCGGGUCUGGCAAGUGCAUGAAGGUGGAAUACGUGAACAUCCGCGGGCACAUGCGCAUGCAUCUGACGGCACGUGUCUGGCAGAGUACCUCUGUGUUUUGGCACAUUGACAGCAGUAGUUCCGGCUGCCAGUUUGACCCAAGAUCUGGCGCAGUAUCAAGCGAGGACAACUUUGGUUAUUACGGUACCAUCAACCCAAAGUUCCGCUGCAACGAGGGACCUGAUUCGACCACUCAGUGGUGGUUUGGAGCUCAUUUGUAA